Molecule: messenger RNA, 279 nt
Organism: Caenorhabditis sp. 36 PRJEB53466
Lineage: Eukaryota; Metazoa; Nematoda; Chromadorea; Rhabditida; Rhabditidae
Source: the annotation of a GenBank genome assembly
AUGGCCUACAACUACAACCCAUACAAUAACUCGUACCCACCACCACCACCAGUCGGACCAUACGGAGUCGGCGCCGGAGUCGGAUUCGCGCCACCACCACCAAUGAUGCCUGUGCCAACUGUUGCUCCAAUCCCAGUCGCCCCGGUUCCUGUCGUCACUCCAAUGAUGGUGCCGCCACCCGUCAUGGCACCGCCUGUUGUUGUCAUCGAGGAGGGACACCAUCACGGACAUCAUCACCAUCACUGGAACCCAUUCCAUCACCACCAUCAUCACUGCUAA